AGAGAGAGAGAGAGAGAGAGGAAUGGAUUGUUGAGAUACUAUAACUGUUCCAUGUUGUGGUGAGUGAUCCAGUUCUUUGAGGUAGAGUGCAACAGAAGACUUGCUUCGACUCGAAGGAUUCAGAAAUAGAGCAGUCUCAGCUUUAUACUUGCAGAGUAUUUGACAUCAAACAGUGAUGUCUACAGCUUCUCAGAUAUGCAUAUACAUACACAUGGGAAACAAUGUAUUGUUGGGCAAGCAAAUAGAAGACCGGACAUGUCUGCAAGCCGAGCCGCACAAGAACGUAGGAAAGCACAAAAAAAGGGCAUCCAUUUAGCCAAGGAAGAGCGAAGGAUUCUUUACGUUUCCUUUCAUGUAAGGGAAGAUAAGGCAUCCCAAGGAGAGGUUUGGAAUGACCGCGACGCCAUGCAAAGCCACCGCAACGAACCGAGAAAGAAGAGGUGUACUAUAAAUACAGCAGCCGGCCUCCAAGCAUGCUGCACACGACACCAGCAGUUCAUCUUCUUUCUAUCAAUUUCCAUGGAUGGCUCGAGAGGACAGCCCAAGCAGCUGGUUUACCAGGAUCUGCAGCCACCCACCGAGUGGAAUGAGACCGCUCAUAAUCAUAUCCUCCGUGUUCUUCUUCCAGGUUUUAAGGCGGAAGACAUCAAGAUCCGUGUUGACGACGACUCCAGGAAGCUGAAGGUGAAGGGCAGGAGGCGUGUGGGUCAGGCUACGGUGGAGCGUUUUGAGCGUGAUUUCGACGUUCCUCAAGAUGCCGACCUCGAAAGGGUCGGUGGGAGGUUCCAAGAUGGCUGGCUUUCCGUCAUCAUGCCAAAGAAGAAGACACAAGAAACAGAAUCAACUCAGGUGGGUAUCUCACAGGAAGAAGAUAAGAAGAAGAAAGAGGAAGAGCCCAUCCUGCAAGAGAAGCCAGAGAGUGGUCAGCACAAGGCCGUCGAGAAGCCAAUAGACGGUGUUGGGAUCGAGGAAAGACAUUUCCCCAUGGGAAUACCAGCAGGUGGUGACAGGAAACAGGAAGAAGAGAAGGCAAAGAGUAGAACGGAGAGUGGAAAGAAGCCCAAGAGUUGGUGCACUAACAAAGAUGGCAGAAAGGAAGGUGUGAGUUGGAUGAAGAGGAUGAAGGGGAUGGAGGAGUGGGUCGACUCUCAAGUGGUGGAUAAGCUGGUGGAGAGCUUCAACAAGAACAGGAACGUCAUUGCUGCUGCAGCUGUAGGCUUCUCCAUUGGGUUCUACGUGUCCUUAAAGCUGAGGUCAAGCAGCAGAUGAGGCCAGCAAGCAUGCAGAAGCCAUGCGCAGUCUCACGUACUCCACUUUAACUUCCAGUUAUUGGUUUCUCAUGUUCUAUAUAAACACUACCACACUGUUCCCAUCUCCUGUAUUCUUCACAAUAACUAAAGAAAUCAAAACAAAUAGUAGAUAUUUGCUUUUAA
Musa acuminata subsp. malaccensis (wild Malaysian banana) is the source of this 1433-nucleotide messenger RNA. RefSeq lists its product as uncharacterized. Lineage: Eukaryota; Viridiplantae; Streptophyta; Magnoliopsida; Zingiberales; Musaceae. The record is from RefSeq and is a predicted model, not a curated record.